AUGAAUAACAAUAAACAUGUAGAUAAAUUCUUAAUUAUUUGGCGAAAUACAUAUUUAAAACAAGAAAUUAUCAAACAUUUAAGAUUAUAUAACAAAUAUGAAAAUUUUGAGGCAUAUUGCAACCAAGAAUUAAUAGCCCAUGCAAAUAGAAACUAUAUUUCAAAACUGGAAUUAAGCUUUGAAAAUGAACUACUACAACCAGAUAUAAUACCAUAUGAACUAAUUCGUUUUAACCAACAAUUAAAUAAAGAAAAUAUUCUUCCAAACUCAAUUACACAUCUAAAUCUGUGCCAUUUUAAUAAGCCACUAGAAAAAGGAAUACUUCCAUCCUCGCUAUUGUUUCUAGAAAUGAAUGCUUUUAAUUUACAGUUAAAGAAAUGUGUUCUUCCACAAAGUAUUACAAGUAUUAAUCUUUUUCAAUUCAACAAAAAUAUUUCAAGCGGUAUAUUUCCCUCCUCAUUAAAACAAGCUUCGCUAUUCAAUUUCAAAAAACAAAUUAAUGAGAAUAUAUUUGGUACAUGUUUAACAUCCCUCGAACUCUCUAGAUACUCCUUUCCCCUUAAUGGGUGUGAGUUUCCCAACUCUAUUAAAAAACUAACCCUAUCAACCUACAACGAACCUUUAUCACAAAACUCAAUUCCUUUUGGUGUCGAACAGCUAGACUUACCUCUUUAUGAUAUACCGAUUAAUAUAGGCCACAUUCCAAACUCGAUCACAGAACUGUCCCUUUUUAGAUUCAAUCAAUCAUUAAUACCAAAUGCUUUCCCACCAUCACUAAAGAAACUCACCUUUACUAUGUUUAAUAAACCACUCAAGUGUCUAAGCACCACAUCCAUCGAUACCCUUAUUCUAGGUGAUUCCUUCAACCAACCAAUUUUUACUGGCGAUUUACCUUUAUCCAUCACAAGUCUAAAGUUUGGAAAAAAAUUUAACCAACCUUUGCUAUUCAAAGGAAUGAUCCCCCCAAAUGUUAAAGAUAUCUAUUUUGGGUCUCAUUAUGAACAAGCAUUCUCUUCCGAUAGUAUUCCCUCAUCAGUCGAAACCAUCAGAUUUCUAAAUAGUAGCAUGGAGAACCUAAUACCAAAUGAUGGUUCAAUAAUAUCAAAAUCAGUUAAACUAAUAUUUAUUAAAUAA
Dictyostelium purpureum is the source of this 1134-nucleotide messenger RNA. RefSeq lists its product as uncharacterized. The transcript has 2 exons. The coding region runs from base 1 to 1134 and encodes 377 amino acids. The record is from RefSeq and is a predicted model, not a curated record. Lineage: Eukaryota; Evosea; Eumycetozoa; Dictyosteliales; Dictyosteliaceae.